UCCGGAACAGCUGUUUAGGUUUUGCCUUUUGUUUUCUUUUUUAUUUUGCGAAAACUUUGGACCACUGUAGAAACUUGUCACAUAUGAAGAAAAAAUUUAAGUUUUGCUUUCAAUAAUUCCACCGGCACUCAGGAAUUCCAACGGCCAUAAAAAAGGAUAAUCGCGUGCCAUGAAUGAAAGCAGCGAAAGCAACAGUAGCCAUGGCACAGCUGGCACCCCUCUUAAUUUGCCCCACAUACCGAUUGUAACCUCAGUGAGUUGCUGCCUCAUACUAUCUGUAGUAUAUGUCGCCAGUUUAUAUGUAUGGAGCACAAAGCAUAAUCGUGACCACCCAGCAACAGUAAAACGGCGUUUCUUCAGCGUGUCCGUUGUAAUGUUAGUAGCUCCACUUUUUGUAUACAAAUUUUCGUCGCCCCAGUUAUUGGAACGUGCAUCGUUUCCAGAACUUUUGGGUCUGCGUUGGCAGGGACUAUUUCCAGCCAUUGCAAUACCGUAUUUGCUAACUAUGCUCUUGUUUUUGGGUCCAUUAUGUGUCCAGAUGCAAAAUGAGUCGCUUCAAAUGUAUAUGGAUAUGGACUUUUGGGUUGGGUCAUUCAAAAAUAUACUUUGGAUACGUAAUCAUAUAAUGGCACCAUUGAGCGAAGAAUUCGUUUUUCGUGCAUGCAUGAUGCCAUUGAUAUUGCAGAGUUUUUCCCCAUUGACGUCCGUCUUCAUAACGCCGCUCUUCUUUGGCACAGCGCACAUACAUCACAUCGCCGAGCGUCUUAGCUUGGGCAUGGAACUGAAGACUGCCUUAGUGAUAUCUUGCUUUCAGCUAACAUACACAACAAUCUUUGGAUUUUACUCAGCCUUCCUGUUCGCACGUACAGGUCACUUUAUUGCACCUUUCCUUGUGCACGCAUUUUGCAAUCAUAUGGGCUUACCUGACGUACAGGACUUAUGGCAGCAGCAUUUAGUACGCCGAAUUUUACUUAUUAUUUGCUAUAUUAUUGGAUUUGUCGGUUGGAUAAUACUGUUGCCAGUAGCUACACAGCCAUCGCUGUAUUCAAACAAUUUGUAUUGGAAUAAUUAAACGAAUUAGCGGUAUGCCUUCCGCAUUUCAUACGGUACACUAAUGUUACAAGUGACCACUUGUCAAUAAGCCUAAUGUUUUAAACAUAUGUAUCUACAUAUGUGCUUACUACAUCCACAUAUUGUAUCUACAUAUUAAACGUGUAAAGCAUAUGCGCCUUUUUAUUAAUAA
Messenger RNA from Rhagoletis pomonella (apple maggot), 1243 nucleotides. It is a transcript of the gene Sras, whose product is annotated as CAAX prenyl protease 2. Lineage: Eukaryota; Metazoa; Arthropoda; Insecta; Diptera; Tephritidae. Gene Ontology annotation, molecular function: metalloendopeptidase activity. The record is from RefSeq and is a predicted model, not a curated record. Gene Ontology annotation, cellular component: endoplasmic reticulum membrane. Gene Ontology annotation, biological process: CAAX-box protein processing.